GAGAGAGAGAGAGAGAGAGAGAGAGAGAGAGAGAGAGAGAGAGAGAGAGAGAGAGAGAGAGAGAGAGAGAGAGAGAGACGGGGGGAGUGAACACGGCACCGAGAGACAGAGUUCCUUUGCGGAACGCAUUUCGUCGUAACUUCAGAUAGUUAAAACUACACUCCUCUGCUUGAGUUGAGACGUCGGCAGUCGCACCUCCGAAACACUCAUCCACGGUAGAAAACUUAUUUUGCCGUUUCUUUUCCUGUUCCCCAUUCGUUCUGCACUUUGAGCCCGUGUCUAAUGGAGGGCCCAGUACGGAUUUGCCAUCAGAAGAAUGAGCUUUUCUGCUAGUUCACCCGGCUGGUUGCAGGUUUUACCCUCCUGCAAGAGAGGUGUGCUGAUCAGACGUCAGGUGUGUGUGUCGGGUGUGUGUGUGUGUGUGUGUGUGUUGUUGUUGUGUGUGUGUGUGUGUUUUGGUGUGGGUGCUGGGUGCUGGGUGGCAGGCGAUCAGCAGGGCUGAGUGGUCACUAUGGCUGGUGGUCUGAGGGUUCUCUGCACUGUGCUUUGUCUCAGCCAAGCGCUCCUACUCUGUGUUGCGUCUCCGUCUCUGUCGUUCCGUGCUGAGCCCAUGUCAGUAAUACUGAGUCAGGGUAGUACAGUCCACCUGCGCUGCUCGGUACGACCCAACUCUGCCAGCCUCUCCCUGUCCUGGCGCUUUAGGGGCCAGCUCCUGGACCCUGUCACCCUGCCCGGGGUAGAGUUGAGCCAGAACAGGGGCUCCCUGGUCCUGUCCUCCCUUCAACACAUCCACCAGGGACUAUACCAGUGUGUGGCUCAGUCAGACGCAGGGGCCAUCGUCAGCCGACACGCACGCGUAGCUAUCGCAGAUAUAGGAGAGUAUGGUGAGAUGCGUCGUCGUACGUUGGUGGUCCACGAGGGUAGCAGUGUUGUGAUCGAGUGCCCUCUGCCCCCCAGCAACCCACCUGCUCUGCCUCGGUUACGGGUCCGAGGGGAGUGGCUAGAGAAAUCCAUAGAUGACUAUAUAGUCCUCCCAUCUGGGAACCUUCAGAUCCUCUCUGUUUCCCCCCAACAUGGGGGCAUGUAUAAGUGUGGCGCGUACAACCCUGUAACCAUGGAGACCAGAGUAGAGGCUCAAGGUACCAAGCUGACUGUCAAACCCUCUGACGACCCCUCCCCGCGGAGGAUAGUAUACCCCAUCACCCCUACUACUCUAUCAGUGGAACAUUCCAGCAUGCUGGUGUUGGAGUGUGUGGUGUCGGGCAGUCCGUCGCCCGUUGCCCAGUGGCUGAAGAAUGGACAGCAGGUGACACCACCAGCCGUGCCAGCAGGGAACAGCAGGAGACACAACAACCUGGUCCUACUGAACCCGAAGAGGAGUGAUGGAGGGAACUACCUGUGUUCUGUUACCACGGAGACGGGGAGAAUCCUACUCAGUGUCAACUACACUGUGAAUGUGCUCGAGGAGGCAUCUGUGCUGAGGAGUCUGUCUGACCAGACUGUCUCGCCUGGAGACGCCGCUCGCUUCACCUGCGUUGCCAAGGGAAACCCCACCCCCAAUGUCACCUGGCUCUUCAACUCUGCCCCCAUCGCCCCCUCGCCCCGCCUCCAAAUUUCAGGCUCCUCCCUCUGCAUCAAAGGGGUGACAUCACAGGACGUCGGUGUGUACCAGUGCCUGGUGGACAACGUGAUUGGCUCAGCCCAGUCAGCUGGCAGGCUCACCCUCCAAUCAGAAGAACAAGAACCUCAGCCUGGUUCCACCGCUGAUAUUCUGAUCGACGCUCCACCCACCUCUGUCCACCCAAUCCAGAGCGACGAGGGAGAUGAGCUCCUCCCACCCGAGGAGGAAGGGGAAGGGCUAGGGGAGGGGCUAGGAGAAGGGGAUGGGCUAUGGGACACCAUGGGCCAACCAACAGAGAGGAGCAGCGACCGGCCCACUCCUGAAGCACCAAUCAUUACUAGCCCUCCUCAGACUCACAAACCUGAUGUCUAUGACCUGGAGUGGAGGGCGGGCCGUGACUGGGGACAUCCAAUCAACGCAUACUUUGUCAAGUACCGCAAGGUUGAUGAUGUGACGUGGGUUGUGGGUAGCUGGCAUACGGUUCGUGUGCCCGGCAGUGAAAAGACCCUCCGUCUGUCUGAGCUGCAGUCGUCCAGUCUGUAUGAGGUUCUGAUGGUGGCUCGCAGCGUCGCAGGAGAGGGACAACCAGCCAUGCUCACCUUCCGAACUGGCAAAGAGAAGAGCCCGGCUGUCAGUAAGAACCCAGCCAAGCCUCCGGUGGUCUCUGUCCCUGCUAAAGCCCCAGAGGACAAGACUUCUAAUACACACUUUGGAGUGGUCAUCCACGAAAGAGUUCCCGAGGCCCCUGAUAGGCCCACCAUCUCCAUGGCGACGGAGAGUUCUGUUUACGUCACGUGGAUCCCGCGGGCUAACGGGGGUUCUCCAAUCACAGCGUUCCGCGUGGAGUAUCGUCGCCAGGGCCGCAGCGCCGAGUGGGUCGUUGCCGCCGACAACAUCUCUCCUCUCAAACUGUCCGUGGAAGUACGCAGUCUGGAACAUGGCUCCACCUAUAAAUUCCGUGUUCUAGCUAUGAACCAGAAUGGGGACAGUCCUCACAGCGCCACCUCUAGGCCGUACCAGGUGUCAGCAGCGAGCCCACGCUUCUCAGACCGCCCGGUGGCCGGACCGCACAUCUCCUCUACAGACGCCGUCAGCGACACUCAGAUCAUGCUACGCUGGACAUACACCCCUUCUAGCAACAACAACACACCCAUCCAAGGAUUCUACAUCUACUACAGACCUACUGAUAGUGACAAUGACAGUGAUUACAAACGGGACGUGGUUGAAGGUCAGUUUACUGUGUGUGUCUGUGAGUCUGUCUGUGUCUGUGAGUCUGUCUGUGUGUGUCUGUGAGUCUGUCUGUGUCUG
Messenger RNA from Oncorhynchus keta (chum salmon), 2929 nucleotides. It is a transcript of the gene cdon, whose product is annotated as cell adhesion associated, oncogene regulated. The coding region runs from base 512 to 2914 and encodes 800 amino acids. The record is from RefSeq and is a predicted model, not a curated record. Lineage: Eukaryota; Metazoa; Chordata; Actinopteri; Salmoniformes; Salmonidae. Gene Ontology annotation, biological process: nervous system development; cell-cell adhesion; axon guidance. The transcript has 13 exons. Gene Ontology annotation, molecular function: protein binding. Gene Ontology annotation, cellular component: axon; plasma membrane.